GGGGGCGCCGACGGCAGCCGGGCCGGGGCCGGGGCCGGGGCCGGGGCCGAGCUCGAGGCCAACCCCUUCUACGACCGCUACCGCGACAAGAUCCAGCAACUGCGAAGGUCUGACCCAGCUGCUUUUGAGUUCCGACUGGAGAAGCGGAGUGAGUUUCGGAAGCAGCCAGUGGGACAUUCCAGGCAAGGUGACUUUAUCAGAUGUGUGGAAGAGAAGACAGACACUUUGGGGAAACAGCCUGUGAGCAGAGGAUUCACUAAGGACAAGACUCUCAGUUCAAUCUUUAACAUUGAGAUGGUAAAAGACAAAACUGCAGAAGAAAUAAAACAGAUUUGGCAGCAGUAUUUUGCAGCAAAAGAUACAGUCUAUGCGGUUAUUCCUCAAGAGAAGUUUGAUUUGAUCUGGAACCGGGCUCAGUCCUGUCCAACAUUUCUUUGUGCACUACCAAGAAGGGAAGGUUAUGAGUUCUUUGUUGGACAGUGGACAGGUACUGAACUCCACUUCACUGCACUUAUAAAUAUUCAGACCCGAGGGGAUGCUGCAGCCAGUCAGCUGAUUUUAUAUCACUACCCUGAACUUAAGGAAGAAAAGGGCAUAGUGCUGAUGACUGCAGAAAGGGAUUCCACAUUUCUGAACGUUGCUGAGGCACAGUGCAUUGCCAACCAAGUUCAGCUCUUCUAUGCCACUGAUCGGAAAGAGACCUACGGGUUAGUGGAGACCUUUAACUUCAGACCAAAUGAGUUCAAAUAUAUGUCUGUCAUCGCUGAAUUGGAGCAAAGCGGACUUGGAGCAGAACUGAAAUGUGUGCAGAACCAGGAUAAGACUUAGAGCUGUAAGGGUUGGCUUACAGAGUCUGCUCUAGAGCCCACCGUCUAGAGCCCACCCACCCGCUUGAACUCUCGGGAGCUCAGCAUCUUUAAUAAGCAGUCUCUAAUGAGUUGCCCUAUAUGCUUAUUAUAAGAAGUAAUAUGGAGGUGAGCCCUAUUACUUGAUAUUCAGGAAUGAAGGUACCCAAACAUUCUGAUAAUUAUCUCCCAGUAUACUUGAGUUUUCAUUUUUAAGUGUUUGAGAUCAUAACCAGAGACAGCUAAGGAUCUGCAAGGUGGUUGACUUGAUUUUACACGGUGUUAACAGUGUGUUUUCAUUUUGACAGUUUUGACUGCACAGCUCCCAAAUGGUUAGUUCCUCAUCUUUAUAAACUCUUGAUGGGAUAAUAAGCUUGAAGACCUGCUGUAGUUAGAUGUGGGCUUUACAUCCUCUUCCCAUGCACCACUUGGCUGGCCAAAGCAUAACCCAAAUAUCCUGUUCAGACUCUAGAACAACCAGAUAUUGCCAUCAGGAUUAAGACUUCAUCUAGAUGCCCCAGAGUUGCCUCUAGUGUAGCUGGUUUGGAGUAUCAGUAGAUUUCAGAUGUAGUUAAACACACAGGUACAGUGCCUGCAUAUUUUUAAACCAUAGUUUGUGGUACCUGCUCCUCUAACUCUGCCUGUUAGAAGCUAUGUAUUUGGAAGGUGUAAAUCAGUGCAGUGUAAAUAAAUCAACACUUUUGUAAGGAGAGGAUCAACCCAGAUUUGCAUGUUUGUUUGUUUGAAACAACUCUAAGCCGUGCCAGUAUUAUGUGAAAAAGUGAGUGGAAGCAAAUGUUCCCAGAUUGGGUGUGGAGAAAAUGUAGCAAUAAAAUAAAGUCUGGCUUACAAUCUUUGUUAUGCUAAAUAGUGAAAUCUAAGCUCUAUGCUGUCCAUGGUGUCAGUGCUGUGGGCUGAUUGGAUCAAAACUCAUCUUUGGACUCAGCA
Ceratotherium simum simum (southern white rhinoceros) is the source of this 1793-nucleotide messenger RNA. RefSeq names its product ATP synthase mitochondrial F1 complex assembly factor 1 (gene ATPAF1). Lineage: Eukaryota; Metazoa; Chordata; Mammalia; Perissodactyla; Rhinocerotidae. The record is from RefSeq and is a predicted model, not a curated record. Gene Ontology annotation, biological process: mitochondrial proton-transporting ATP synthase complex assembly. Gene Ontology annotation, cellular component: mitochondrion.